AUGAACGGGCUGGUGCGGGCGCUGCACCGGGCGGCGGCCCUCGGGCGGGCCGGGCGGCUGCCGGCGGGCGGCGGCGGCGCCGGGGCGCGGCCCUGGGGCUGGGGGCUGGCGCUGGGGCUGGCGCUGGGAGUGCAGGCGGGCUGCGAGGCGGACGUGCGGUCGGAGGCGCCGCCGCCGGCCCCUCACGGCUUUGGCGGGGCCAUCGAGAGGAGCCGGGACCUGCUGCGCAGGGUCAAGGAUGAAGCAGGAAUCCCAGGUAUACUGGUUGGAGUUUCUGUAGAUGGAAAGGAAAUCUGGUCAGAAGGUUUGGGUUAUGCUGAUGUAGAGAAUCGUGUAAUAUGUAAACCAGAGACAAUCAUGCGAAUUGCUAGUAUUAGCAAGUGUCUUACCAUGAUGGCUGUUGCUAAAUUGUGGGAAGAGGGAAAACUGGAUUUAGAUGCUCCAGUACAGAAAUAUGUCCCUGAAUUUCCAGAAAAAAUCUAUGAGGGUGAAAAGGUUGUUAUUACUACAAGACUGUUAGUUUCACACUUGAGUGGCAUUCGUCACUAUGAAAAAGAUAUUACAAAAGUAAAGGAAGAGAAGGAAAAGGCAAAUAGGACACUUAAACUAACAAAACCUAACCAGGAGAAGGAAUUAAAAGGAAAAGAAGAUAAAGGCACGGAAAAGGUGGAUUCUGUCAAGACUAAGAAAGAACACGAAGAUGAGGAAAAAAGCCGAAAUUCAAAACCUGGCAGGAGAGGAAAGGAGUUUGAACAAGAAGAGUAUUAUUUGAAGGAAAAAUUUGAAAGUGUGAUUGAAUCACUGAAGAUAUUUAAAAAUGAUCCUUUAUUCUUUAAACCAGGUAGUCACUUCUUGUAUUCAACGUAUGGCUUUACCCUCUUAAGUGCUGUUGUGGAGAGAGUUUCAGGACAAAAAUUUACAGAUUAUAUGCUAAAAAUGUUUCAGGACCUGGAUAUGCUGUCAACUGUGCUGGAUGACAAUGAAGCAAUAAUAUAUAACAGAGCAAGGUGUUAUGUUUACAACAAAAAGGGACGGCUGGUAAACGCACCGUAUGUGGACAACUCUUACAAGUGGGCUGGUGGUGGCUUUCUGUCAUCAGUAGGUGACCUUCUGAAAUUUGGAAAUGCCUUGUUAUACAGUUAUCAAGUUGGACGAUUUAAAAACAGUAAUGGCAAACUUCUUCCUGGGUACCUCAAACCAGACACAGUCGCAAUGAUGUGGACCCCAGUGCCAAACACUGAAGUAUCAUGGGACAGGGAUGGUAAAUAUGCCAUGGCUUGGGCUGUAGUGGAGAAGAAACAACAAUGUGGCUUUUGUAGACAGCAGAGACAUUAUGCUUCCCAUACAGGUGGUGCAGUGGGGGCGAGUAGUGUCCUCCUCAUUCUUCCUGAAGAGCUGGACUCGGAAGUCAUAGAUAAUGGGCUAGUGGCACCACCUAGAGGAGUAAUUGUUACUGUUAUCUGUAAUAUGCAAUCAGUUUCCCUCAACAGCACUGCCUUGAAGAUUGCAAGGGAAUUUGAUAAAGAAAAAUGGAUGAGAUACAUAGAUUAAAAAAACAGACGUAGAUAACCAAACUACUGUACUGAAACAUGGGAAAAACCAUAAAUGGAGAGGGGGACAACUGAAGUCAGAGAUUGCUGAGAAUACAUGAGAAAGUAUCAAAAGUUCAACUAAUUAACUUCUGUUAGUGGUGCUACAUUUUCAUGCAACUGAAUUCAUCUCUCAGGGAAGUUCCUAGCUUAUAGAAGAGAAUGUAAAAGUUGAAUUUGACUUCCUGUGUUACCCGUAUAAAUCAUCAUUUAUAUUAGCAGGUCUCCCCCCCCCCAUCCAGUUAUGCACUUCACAAAGAUUUAGGAAGUAGUGUGGGUUUCUUGUACUGGGAAAUUCAGCAACAAAUUAUGUAACUUAAAUGUUAAAUUUGUGCAAAAAUUUUCACAUCUUGAUUUGAGUUCCCAAACACUUAUUUUUUUCACAAUUCAGGUCUGCCAAAACUUUUCAGUGUUAUUUAAAAGUUUUAGUAUUGAUUUUAGAUUUUUACAGAGGCUUUUUUAUUUGUUUAAAAAGCAAAAAACAAAUGCUGAAGCUACCUCCGGAAUACAGAUUUAUACCAGAAGUACAUUUUAAUCAAAGAUGUGAAUUAUUGAAGAAUUAAAAAAAGAUUGAAGCUAGAGUAAUGUGAGUAAAAAUAUUUUCAUUAUAUAGCUGUCUUCCAUUUUGAUUGGGCACAGAGAAUAUGUGAAACCUUUUUACUGUGAAAUAAGGGUAUUAUUUUACAGUUGAAUAUGCCAGAAUAGCACAACAUGGUAAACCAUUAAACUCUUAUUGUUAGCUUUCCCUACAGGAUAAAUCAGCCACAGUGUGCAUGUGCAACUUAGCACUGGUAGUAGAGGUGGUAGUUAAUAGCCAGGAAUAGCACUGUAUUCUGGUUUGUAGAUAGACCUUUAGAUAAAAAAAAAAAGUUCUGAUAAAAUUUAAAGGCCAUUCUUGAAGCCAGUAGUGAGGUUUUACAGAUGAAGAGGAUUGUGGUUUUUUGCUUUUAACCUCCAAAACCAUCCUUUUUCUCAUUCUGGAGAUCUGCCUUAAGGAGUUAUGUUUGCACAAGGUGAGCAAGAAAUUAUUGUGACAGGUUCCCAAAGAAGCUGUAUGUAAGCUUCAUUCCUAUUACAGGAGUAUAAUGACAACUCAGUAUUAUGAGUUUUAUAUAUUCCAUAAUGGCAUCUCCUUUUUCUCAAGGGCAGCAAAAAGCCAUUUACUGCUCGGUCAUCCCUUUACUGAUCUGUUUUCCCCAGUCCACUUUUGUUCAAAAUGGAUUUUAAGUAUCUCAAUAUAGGAAACAAUAUGCCCUUGUGGAGGGGCAUGUUAUUUUACUGUCCUCGUGCCCUAAUUGAAAAGGGUUCCAACUACUACCUUUUCUUGGCGUGAGACAACUUCAGAAUACCUAUCAUAGCUCUUGAGAACCUCUGUACUGUUCCUAACGCAGAAAAUAAUAAAAUUUCUGUCCCAUAUUUUUUUUCCUUUUUUAAAUUGGUAGCAAUUUCUUAUACAAGCUGUAUCACUGUCUUUGCAAUUUCUUACAUGUUUAGAGCGGGGCAGCUCAGACAGAACUGUUUUAGUGUGUUCUCCAGUGGCAACUACUUAAGUUAUGCCUUUCACAUGUACCUUAGGGUUAAGUUAGUCAUCAGGAGAUCUUUGAUACUGUCUUCAGGAGAAUUCCCACGUUUCUUGUACAGUGCUUAGCAUGAUGUCAGUCCCAAAACAGCUAGGAAAUAUUUGUGUGUGUAACUUUUUUCCUACUGUGGUUUUCAAUUAAAUGAGAAGAUGGUACAAAUUUAGCAUGGUAAAUACUUGAGACUGUAGGAAUACUGUAUAGUGUAGGAGUUACCAGUUCCAGUUACCAGUGUUCCAGUCUGUAUACUAAUUCUUGCGAGAUCUAUCUAGCAGGUGUAAACUUAGAGGUAGUCAGAGUGGAGAUAAUGCUCUGAUGAAAGAUAGUUUGUUGUCUUCCUUCUGCAAGUUCUAAUCAGUGUAAUAGGGUUGGAUUUUAGAAAACAGAAAAGUUAGGUGUUUCUUCUUGAUUCACUAGUUCUUAAACAGUUUGCUGCUUUAAUGGAUUUGAUUGUUGUUUUUGCGGAGUGUCUUUUCAGUACCACUGCUGUUAGCCACUAACUUGUACUACAUCCAGACCUUUGGUUUAACAUGCAGCUGCCGUUAGCUACUAUUAGUAGAUUGCAUCUCACGUUUUCUGUCCACAGUGCUAGUAUGUUUGAUCCUUUGCAGAGCUGGUGCAGAGCCUUGCUUUGCGUGUUUCACCAACAGUUUCUUCACAAGACUGCAAGGAGGUGUUUUUUUUAAACAGACUCCUCUUCCCCUGCGGUUAGAUCAGAUGCUUCUUUCUAGCCUGAGACAACACAAAAUAUCCUUUAGAAAAGAUGUGAAUGCUAUGUCCCAGCAUUGUUUAGCAGCUGUGCUUCUCUGAACCUGGGCAGAAAGAUGGUUCAGGUGGUCUCAGAUGGUACAGCUGAGAGAAGAUAGCCUUACCUGCCUCUUCUGCAAGCUACUGCUGAUAGUGUUAAGUUCAUAAUUGAUACCUGCUCUGUGGUAAAAUAAUAUGCUGUCAGUUCUGUUCCCAGUAUGCCUAUAAUUGCAGUUAUUAAGACUGACAAACGAGGAAAUGAACUAUUAUGAGGUGUCAGUAUUUUGUUUUGAUUUUUUUUAAUUCAAGAUGGUACGACUGUUUCAGCACUUUUCAUAAUUACACAUAAUCAUUCCUGUGCCUUAAAGCUGUAAAAAACUUACUUGCAUUUAUACUUUUUGCUUGGGUUUUCUGGCCCACCAAAAUUUCACUUUUUUAAUUCAUUAAUAAUGAGUUGUCUUAAUAGCUCAAAAGUAUCAAACUAGUAGAGAGAACAGAGGCAUGAAAACCUUUCUGAACAAAAUGUUCAUUUGGUCAAGCAAUAAAUUCAUCUAAUUUUUCUUUUAAAUCUUUAGUAAUAGUUGACAGUUCCAAUACAGAGGUACUGGAGAUCAGCAUCUUCUACAAUGGCAACAUGUUUUCAGUCUUGAGCACUUAGUAACUGGUAAGCAUGCAACAGCAGAAGUCACUGCUCAUUUUAGACAAGGAACAAGUAAUUUGUUCAGUUGUUUUCAUGUUGAAGGAUACGUUAACAGAAAUUGACCAAAUACAAUGUUUUAAAUACAGAAACUCUGAAAACUAACAUUGGUACUAUAAGAUUUAUAGCCUUUCUUGUGUGAUAUUUUUAUUUUGCAAGUGACUUUUGAUUGUUCUUGAAAAACAUUCUGCAUAUGUUACAAAAACAAGUCUCAGUGACUGUUGUGUCUAGGUUUAGAUAAAGAUUCAGCAUGUAAGUUUGCCAGUAUGCUUGUCUACACUUGAUCAAAUAUGCAUCAUGAAUGAAUAUUUGACGUAUGUAUGAGCAAAUAAUGGCCAGAAGUAGCUAAGACAUUUCUAACACUAAGCUAUUAACAAUGGUAUCUAACUCAAGAAGCAGAACAGUUAGCGAUUAACUUUAUAUGCAGAGACAACGUUCUUUAUACUGUAUCUCUGGUAACUUAAGGCUCUUUUUUUAAGAAAAAAAACACAACAGUGUUUGAAUGUCACUAGCCUAUUGUCAUGUGUACAGUAUUGGACACAUUAUAAUUUUUACAUUUCACCUUCUAGCACCUGUAGCAAAAUGGGUCACUGACUUCCUUUUGAUUUGGUAAUUCUUUACUUAAUCAUGAAUUUUAUGUUCUCGUCUGUUGGCGGGGGGGGGGGAAGAAAAGCACUGAUAUGGGAGUGUAGGAAUCAGUUUUAGCACAUGUAUUCAGGUCACACACAGAUGAAUUAAUAUUGCUACUCUGAUCUCUAUUCUGAAACCAGUUAUUUGAUGGACUGGUAUUAAGUGUGGGCAACUGUAUGGUCACUCAAAAGCAACCUGAGUGAUAAACAUGCUCUUAAAUUAACCUUUAUUGUGAAAGCACAGUAUGGCACUGACCUAAAACUACUUUCCUUAAAGGCAUGUAUACUAAAUUAGUGUAUCUGUUUCUCUACCAAACACCUGCUUUGCAUCUGAUAAUUAUCAGUGUUCACUGAAUGAAUUAACUGAAAUAAAACAUAUCUUGUGAAUGCACUGAAUUAUAUCAUCAGGGUUUUUUUAUUGACUAGACACAAAUUUGCUAUCAUUAAAAAACAAAUACAAGUUAAAUAAAUUUCAACAACAAUCAGCUCACCAGGUCAGCUGGUAUUUUGAAAGAGAUGUUGUUGACAUGCAACUGAAUAUUUAGUAAAAUAAGAUGCAUAUAAGAUUACAUUGUUUGAAUGGUUUAUCAUGGUUAAA
Messenger RNA from Rhea pennata, 5837 nucleotides. It is a transcript of the gene LACTB, whose product is annotated as lactamase beta. Gene Ontology annotation, molecular function: peptidase activity. Bases 1 to 1551 code for a protein of 516 amino acids. The record is from RefSeq and is a predicted model, not a curated record. Gene Ontology annotation, biological process: regulation of lipid metabolic process; proteolysis. The transcript is spliced from 6 exons. Gene Ontology annotation, cellular component: mitochondrion. Lineage: Eukaryota; Metazoa; Chordata; Aves; Rheiformes; Rheidae.